UUCUGUACAGUACUUAUCCACAGCGACCUGACACAGACACAUCUCCACGGGCCACGUCUCCACGAGUGCUUCACUUUGGAUUUUUUCAGGAUUAUUUUAAAAUGUUUACAACAACAAAUUGAGUGAACUGACGCUCAAAACAUGAGACAACAUCUAUUUGAACUACGGGAGUGAAGAAAAUACUUUUAUUCAAGAGAAGAACCUUAACCUUUAGAACAAUAUAAAACUUUUUUACUGUAGGUUUAUGUGGAUUUUGUGAUUUUGGAAUUACAAAGUUUGUCGUAUUUCGGAAAAUCUUUACACGGUUUAGUCUUCAGUUACUAUCCCGUUUUCUCUGUAUAACUUUAUUUGGGGAUGUUGAGCUCCGUGAAGAUGGAAUCUCAUGAAAUUCCUGAAUGGAAUGCUUUCUACAGCGAGGCCAGUGAGAUGUAUUCCACUCAGAGCGCCAUGAACCAAAUGAGCAGCUUGAACAGCUACAUAAAUCUAAACUCGGCCUGUUCCACCUCCAGUAUGAAUAUGGGUUACCCCAGUGCAGCCCUCAACAGCAGCCCAUUGACAAGCAUGGGUGGAGGCCCCAACCACAUGAGCCUGUCCCCGGUCGGCUCCUCUUUGAACCCCGGUUCUCUGACCCAGCUUGGUUCUUCUGCCUCCUCUCUGGGUCCCAUCUCCCAUUACCAGAGCAUGGGUCAGCCUAUGUCCCAGAUCAGUUACCCCUCUCCCACCUCCCUAAACCGGACUAAGGAGGUGCCGAAGCCCUACCGUCGUUCUCUGACCCACGCCAAGCCACCUUACUCCUACAUAUCCCUCAUCACCAUGGCCAUUCAGCAGUCCAACAGUAAGAUGCUAACGCUGAACGAAAUCUACCAGUGGAUCAUGGAUCUGUUCCCAUACUACCGCGAGAACCAACAGCGCUGGCAGAACUCGAUCCGCCACUCUCUGUCCUUCAACGACUGCUUCGUCAAAGUGGCACGCUCGCCCGACAAGCCUGGCAAAGGCUCCUACUGGGCACUGCAUCCUAAUUCAGGCAACAUGUUUGAGAACGGCUGCUACUUGCGUCGCCAGAAGCGCUUCAAGAUCGAAGAGAAAGCGGGAAAAAAGAGCACGACGAAGUCUCAGGAAGGUGGCAGUGCCAAGGGUGGGCACGGAGGUGAGGGAAUGCAAGAGGAACACAGCCCCGCCAUGGGCUCAGAGGGUGCAGACUCUGCCCAUUCAGACAGCUCUCAUACUGGAUCAACAUCAGAGGAGCAACAGAGGAAUAUGGUACAGCUGGAUUGUCCAUCUCAGGCACCCGGGCUUUCGCACAGCUCCCCAGUGCCAAUUCCAUCCUCUGUUUCCUCAUCCAUGCCUCCCUCCAGCUCUCACCUGCACUCUCAGGUCAUGAGCGGCAGCCCCCACCUGCUAGGCAGCCCAAUGCAGCACCUGGAUCUGCAGAACGACCAGCUGAAGUCCAUGGACCCCCACUACAAUUUCAACCACCCGUUCUCUAUCACCAACCUCAUGUCCAAUGAGCAGAAGAUGGACCUCAAGUCGUACCAGGACCAGGUGAUGGCUUACAACAGCUACACGACAUCUUCUCCCGUGGCCGCCAAACAGAUAUAUGAGAGCGCAGGGCCAUCUGCCAUUGACUCUGGUGCUUACUACCAGACCCUCUACAGCAGGUCUGUCCUCAAUGCAUCAUAAUUUGUCUACCAAGCAACCGUAACCUUUAAAACUCUAUAGACUCUGAAGGGCUGUCUGUUUAGACGGCGUACAUUUUCACGAGCUUUUUCGCAAGAGGUGCAGAGAGAAAAGCAACGCACCCUUUCCAAGUUUUUCAGAAACUUAAUUUGCUUAGCUCUCAUAUAUUCAGGAUCUAAACUUUCAGUUUGGAUGUGACACAGAAGAUGUAUACAAAUGAUGUGACGUGUGUAUAUAUACUGUUUGCAAAUGUUUGGGGGAGCAGGAGUCAGGCAUUUAUUUAUGAAGGGAAGAAUUUAAUAUAUCUUAUGAUUUUGUGUUGUGAAGUUACAUAAAACAGUGUGAUUAUAAUAGGACAUAAGCAUGAUUGUGGCAUUUUUCAGGUUACUGCUGUGAGCAGGUGUUACUGUGUUACAGGAAAACUACCGUGUCUUGUGUUACAGCAAUACGCAUUUUCAGUUUAAGUGCACUACAUACAGUGCACACUGUUUUCCUAAGGAGAGUUGUAUACUUGUGCUUGUUCCUUAGAGAAGAUGAAGAAAUUCCUUUUUACAAUUUACAACAUAAAUGAAGUCUCUUUUUUUGUAUAUUCUUUGACAAUUUUUGUUAAGUAAAAAUAAGUUGGACCAAAACAGAUGAAACUGUGGUAAACCCAAUUAUUUUUUUUCCAGCAAUUUUGUAACUUUCAGUUUGCGUAAAUUAUUCUAGCAAGUUUGCAAAGCUCGUGUCUUUGCUGUUACUAAGAUCAGCAGAUAGUGUACUAAGGGCUAUUUCCAUACAAUACAUUGCACUAAUGAACCCUCAGUUCAACAUUGCUGGGGAGGGGUGAGAUCAUUUUGUAACAACAAUGCAUUGUAACUCAGACAAUUUGCAAACCCUAAUGAAAUUCCACGAUGUGUCAAUGUAAGGUAUUUUUAUAGACAUGUAUCUCCUUCAAAGUUAAAAACAGUUUAAAUAAAAAAAAGUCAAGCCAUAAUGUCAUAAAUACAUUUCUUGCAAACUGCUAUGAAUUUUGUAAGGAAGCAGGUCAGAAUUUAUGUUCUUGUACUGUUUGGUUUUUGAAGACUAUGUUUAUUUAAACCCAGCUUUUUGACGGCUGGGCUUAGAAGUUAAGUGUCUUAAUAUUAAUAUAUAUAUAUAUAUAUUGCUAUAUGUGGUUGAUUGUUUCAUGGUAUGUUCUUAAUGUUAUGUCCUUUUCUUAUUAAAAACAAAAAAUGCCCGAA
Messenger RNA from Misgurnus anguillicaudatus (oriental weatherfish), 2900 nucleotides. It is a transcript of the gene foxa3, whose product is annotated as forkhead box A3. The record is from RefSeq and is a predicted model, not a curated record. Lineage: Eukaryota; Metazoa; Chordata; Actinopteri; Cypriniformes; Cobitidae. Gene Ontology annotation, molecular function: protein domain specific binding; DNA-binding transcription factor activity, RNA polymerase II-specific; transcription factor binding. Gene Ontology annotation, biological process: cell differentiation; anatomical structure morphogenesis; regulation of transcription by RNA polymerase II.